CUAUAUAUUCUAUGCCAUCCUCUGGCUCGUCCUAAUGGCUUUGGAAUACAAGGACCUUGUUAGACUUCAGUUUUGGAUCCUUGCCGUCAUUCUCCUCGGGUUUCUUGAGAAGGUUUUUUUUGUUGCAGAGUAUGGAACUGCCAAUGGAGGAAUAGAUUCCUCUGGUUUGAUAUAUGUUGCUGAGAUUGUGUCUGCAGCUAAGAGAGCAUUGUCCAGAGUAUUGAUCAUUAUUGUUUGUGAAGGAUUUGGAACUGUCAAACCAAGGUUGGGUCAUCUUCUUACUAAAGUG
This is a messenger RNA of Amphimedon queenslandica, 289 nucleotides long. RefSeq names its product transmembrane protein 87B-like. The transcript has 3 exons. Gene Ontology annotation, cellular component: Golgi apparatus; membrane. The annotation marks the transcript as partial. NCBI's taxonomy places the organism in Eukaryota, Metazoa, Porifera, Demospongiae, Haplosclerida, Niphatidae. The record is from RefSeq and is a predicted model, not a curated record. Gene Ontology annotation, biological process: retrograde transport, endosome to Golgi.